This is a messenger RNA of Brugia pahangi, 735 nucleotides long. The record is from the annotation of a GenBank genome assembly. NCBI's taxonomy places the organism in Eukaryota, Metazoa, Nematoda, Chromadorea, Rhabditida, Onchocercidae.
AUGCCAACUCCAAUGAUUGUUGAUCGAUGUGCAAGACUAACUAUUCCAGCAUAUUAUCCAAUGAAUAAAGCUUUUGCAAAUAAUAUUUUAUUGACAGCGCCAUCAAAUGAUUGUCCAAUGGAAAACGUUGAUAUUAUAUUUGCUAAAGUAGAUUUAUUACCAAUGAAAUGGAAUAAAUCACCUGAACCAAUUAAUGUUAAUGAAAAAUUUUGUAAGAAAUCGCUUGCCAUCAAAUCGACGACAACAAGCAUGAAUAUAAUAAAUUAUGGUGGAAAUAAAGGAAUAUUUAUUCAUGAGAUUCCGGCAUACUCUCAAUGGAUCAAUGAUGAUAUAUUUCCGGUUAUCGUACCAGAAGGUUCACAUGCCAGUUUACAUGUGAUACUGUCAAAUUAUAGCGAAAAAGCAGUAAGGAAAAAUGUUCAAAAUGUUAUCAUUGAAUUCAAUCAUACUUCUAUUGGUUAUAUUGCUGCUAUUAGUCUUCCAAGAAUUUCACCACCAAUGUUUACAAAAUAUUCUCAUAUCAUUCAUUUGAAAAAGAUUAAACCUGAAGCAACAACUUUAUUGACAACAACAACUGAAGAAGAAUGUUUUGUUGAUGCGACAGCUACUGAACCUGUAGCGGCGCCUUUAAUUGCAACAACGAAAAUAACGCAAGGCGCAUCUGUCAAUAUACUUUCAAAUAAUUUAUUCGCAAUUUGCAUAUUUUUCAUAGUAUGUGCUGAAAGGAAACAAUGA